Colletotrichum phormii is the source of this 938-nucleotide messenger RNA. RefSeq lists its product as uncharacterized. The coding region runs from base 157 to 636 and encodes 159 amino acids. The transcript has a single exon. Lineage: Eukaryota; Fungi; Ascomycota; Sordariomycetes; Glomerellales; Glomerellaceae. The record is from RefSeq and is a predicted model, not a curated record.
AAACAUACAGCUGGUCGGCUUGCUCGCUGUAAAAUUGUACACUCAUGUAGUACUAGCUCACCACUUUACGACUGCACACAUUGACGAGAUUCUGUCAGUCGAAUUAUAGGAUGAAGACAAGCUUACGAUCUUCGCCGAACAAGUACCGUUCUGAGAAUGAAUUGCAACAUGGGCACAGAAGGGCUGGACGAAGUCUACGCGGGUUUGGAGAACCCACUCGCCUCCACUUGGUCUUCCAUUUGGGCAAGGAACAAGCACCCGGCCGGAGGGGAUCGUGAGCCUACUCCCAAUCCUAUAACCUCGGGAAUGGAGUUACUGCAGAAUCUUUCGUCCUGCAGACACGGUUUCCCCCCACAACCCCGUACUCGACUCCCGCCAUAUUAUGCACAUGGACGAAAGGAGCUCGAAAACAGAAGCGGACACAUGCACCAGACUCCAGACCGCCGGUUGAUGAUCUCGGUUGAGUCAGUUCGGGUAUGUUUUACCGACAGACCCUGGAAUUGGCCAUCGAUAGUCUUGAAAGAUUUUGAUCCUCGAGCAUUGCAUUUCGACAUUUUCGCAAGUGGCACGCAUACGGAUUCUUGGGUCAGAGGGCCGUUGUUCCUCUGGGUGGUAGGAUUGAUCAGGGUUGUUUAGCCGAUAGCGCAGCUGCAGCGCCUUGAUCCCUGGGUGGCCUGAGUUGCCGGGCCGUCCAAAAGAUGACAUGCAGGCGGGCAGCGAUGCCAGCGAUCCGUUGGGCUCUGCUUCCUUGAGUCAAGAGCGAGGGAUUUCUGGUAGCCAAGAGCCCAUUCUGUAUCGAAGGGUAGUAAUGACUGUGUAAGAGGUUCUGUAGCCAAUAGCAAAGCGUGUGAAAGUGAUACGCUACGAGAAUGUGCCCUUGAGCCGACAUCUACACUGGCAUCAAAAUCGAAUGUCGCGUGUUAUUGCGUGUUAUUGCG